AGUAGAGAGAGAGAGAGAGAGAGAGAGAGAGAGGAGGAGAGAAGGAAAAAAGCUAGACUAGUGAAGGUCGUGGGUGUGGUGAUAAGUUUUAGGGGAUGCAGAGACUGGUCUUUGUUGAGUUCGAGUCUUCGGGCUUCAAGAAAUCGAUUACCAGUGGUAUUGGUAUCAGUGCACCAAAGGUGAGGGCAAGAGAUAAAGGUUUCUCUUAGUUCUUUUGGUCUUUGGAUCCAUGAUAUUGUGGUUCUUGUUCAUGUUGAUUUCCUGGUUUGAAAAGUGAAAGCUAGGGUUAGGGUUCGGAGAUGACUCGUAUUCUGGUUCAGCGUGGCUCUGGUUCUUCCUCUUCGAACCGAGCCAGUGGCUCUUCUUCCAAUUCUGCCCCUAAUUCAGUCUCUACUGUCUCUUCGCCCUCUUCACAUGUUACCAGAGAAGAUGACUCUGAUAAAGAUACAAACGAUAUUAUUACCUCUUUUGAUGGGUUAGUCCAUGAGAGCUCUAUAUUUGGAGAUGAGAAGUUGCAGAGCAAUGAAGGGGAGGCCAAUCAAGAACCAUCCAUUGAGACCGGUAUCGAGGAAUGGAGUGAAGCUAGGCCAAAAUCAUCACAAUCCAUUGUUGCCAAUCAAGAAAAAGAAGAAAUUGAGGAAUUGGGUGAUUCAGAAGUUACAGGUUCGGUUCCUGUAUCGAUAGAUUCGACUUCAUUUAGGGGAACUGGGAAAUUUGAAGGUGAUGAGAGUGAUGUUUUGAGUAAUGGGUCUUCUCAAUUUGCAUCAGGAAGCUCUUAUCCGCCACCACCUCCUGUUCCUCCUCCAAAACCCUCUGCAAACUCGAGCAACAGAAGAAUAGUUUCAGGUGGUUCAGCUGUGGUGCGAAGUGGUCCAUCCAGAAGGUCUGGUUGGCCUGUAGUGUCUUCGAGGACCUCAUCUUCUGGUUCAUUGCCAUCAUCGCCUAGGUCAUUUGGAGAAGGUGAAGGUUACAAUAGUGCAGAUGAACAAGGCCCUUGUUUCGGGUCUUCUUAUGCUGAUAUUGAGAGGGAGCGUCAAUUUGAGUUGGAUAUCAGGCGAACAAAGGGGUUAGAAGUUAAACGAAUGGUGGAAGAUGGAAAUUGUCUCUUUCGUGCUAUUGCUGAUCAAGUAUUUGGAGACCCUGAGAUGUAUGAUGAAACUAGGCACAUGUGCAUAGAUUAUAUGGAGAAGGAGCGGGAUCAUUUCUCACAGUUUAUUACAGAAGGUUUUACAUCUUAUUGCAAGAGGAAGAGAAGAGACAAGGUUUACGGGAACAAUGUGGAGAUCCAGGCUUUCUGUGAGAUGUUCAAUAGACCUAUCCAUAUUUUUUCUUACGGCACAGAGCCUAUCAACAUUUUUCACAACAGCUAUCACACGGAUACACCUCCAAUUCGGUUAAGCUAUCAUCAUGGAAAUCAUUACAACUCUCUUGUUGAUCCACGCCGACUGACAAUUGGUGCAGGCCUUGGUUAUAGCAGUCUACGAGGGACAAACAUUGAUAAAGAUCAAGUAAAGGCUGCCAUAAAAGCUCAGCAGGAUCAACAACUUGAGAAUGCCCUUCUAGCCGAGGGUCGCUUCUACUCUGAUCUGGAGCUCACAGAGAAGGAAAUCGAGCGCAUGGUUAUGGAGGCUUCACGGGCUGAAUAUCUUGCAGAGGAUAAAUUCAAGCAACAACUCAGCCUGAGGGAGUCUUCAACCUCUUCCCAUGCCGAGCCAUCCUCUUCCGGAGCAAUUACAGGUCCAUCAGAGAGGGAACAAAAGAGUGGGCUUGAAAGGACCUCUUCAGAUGCCGAGUUAAGUAGCAGCAUGCAGAUGGUCCUGUCAAUGGGUUUCAGUUACAGGAAGGUCAUCGAAGCCUACAGUAUAUUUGGCAACGAUGUAGAAUCAAUGGUGUGUUAUUUGCUUGAGAUGGGAUCGGCCAGUCCAUCAGAAGGAACCCUGAACAGGCUCAAAGGGAAGGCGACUGAGUAAUAGGAAGACAAGGUCAUGGAGCUCAGAGUACCAUUUAUUAAUGGUGUAAUGGGUUACAUUUUCUAAUGUGUAUGUUGAACUCUUUCAAGUUGAGGUUAUAUAGUAGAAUAAAAUUGAUGGUGGAUUUGUGGUUACAA
Messenger RNA from Amborella trichopoda, 2107 nucleotides. It is a transcript of the gene OTLD1, whose product is annotated as OTU-like cysteine protease family protein. NCBI's taxonomy places the organism in Eukaryota, Viridiplantae, Streptophyta, Magnoliopsida, Amborellales, Amborellaceae. The record is from RefSeq and is a predicted model, not a curated record. Gene Ontology annotation, molecular function: cysteine-type deubiquitinase activity; K63-linked deubiquitinase activity; protein binding. Gene Ontology annotation, biological process: protein deubiquitination.